Messenger RNA from Strigops habroptila (Kakapo), 734 nucleotides. Its product is annotated as solute carrier family 49 member A3-like. Gene Ontology annotation, cellular component: membrane. NCBI's taxonomy places the organism in Eukaryota, Metazoa, Chordata, Aves, Psittaciformes, Psittacidae. The transcript is spliced from 3 exons. The record is from RefSeq and is a predicted model, not a curated record. Bases 1 to 516 code for a protein of 171 amino acids. Gene Ontology annotation, molecular function: transmembrane transporter activity. Gene Ontology annotation, biological process: transmembrane transport.
AUGGAGGGUGCCGAAGCAGCGAGCCUGCUGGGGGAGGGGGACCUGGGUCGGCUGUCCGAAUUCAAGACGUACCGGCGGCGGUGGUUCCUGCUGGCCGCCGUGUGCCUGCUGAACUGCUCCAACGCCAUGCUGUGGCUGACGUUUGCUCCCGUGGCUGAUAAGACAGCAGUCUACUUCCACAUUUCCCUGGAGAUGGUCAACUGGCUCUCAAUAGUGUACCUCCUCAUCUCGAUCCCAUUUGGUCUGGUGGCAACAUGGGUUCUCGACAGCCUGGGGCUCAGAUGUGCCGUGAUCCUGAGCGCGUGGCUGAACAUGACGGGUAGCACCAUCCGGGUGUUCAGUGUCCUGAAGUUCCUGAAGUUGGGUUCCCAUAGGUACUGGUACCUGUUUACUGGGCAAUGCCUCUGUGCGCUGGCACAGCCCCUUAUCAUCUUUUCACCGACAAAGCUGGCAGCACUAUGGUUUCCAGACCACCAGAGAGCGACAGCAAAUGUGAUUGCAUCAAUGUGUAAGUGAUAGCUGCAAGGUAAUAUUACUGCAUUUGUUUGCCUUUCGGAGGCAGCAGGCAAAGGAAACCCUCUGUACUACAGCCAUUUGGCCCUGCAAAUACAGCUCCGUCCAAGACUCAUAGCCAUGUGCAAUAAACCAGCUCCUUCAAGGCACUGCAAAACAGGCAGGCUUUUCCAAGCUGGGGAGCAAGAAGUGGGCCUUAGCCACAUCCAGGUGCAGAGUUC